Macadamia integrifolia is the source of this 988-nucleotide messenger RNA. RefSeq names its product protein HEADING DATE 3A-like. Lineage: Eukaryota; Viridiplantae; Streptophyta; Magnoliopsida; Proteales; Proteaceae. The coding region runs from base 276 to 827 and encodes 183 amino acids. The record is from RefSeq and is a predicted model, not a curated record. The transcript has 4 exons.
AAAAGUAGAAUUCAGCCAUAGAAUGGAAGCAAACUAAAAGAGGGAGAGUCUAUCAGAUAAUUUGUAUAUAAAUAUAGCCUUAACCUCUCUUGAAUGGAACCAAGUCUCUCCUUCCCUACCCAUUUGAAGCUCUUCUUCAUUCCUUUCUCUAAGUUCUUCUCUUUCCUUUUCAAACCCUUUGAGGGUGCUGAGCUACACCAACAUUGCCAUAGGUUGUUUCAUUUUUGGUUGGGGACAUUGCUAUAUUGGUUGUGUGAUACUGAUACUCACUCAUAAUGCCAAGGGAAAGAGAAAGGGAUCCUUUAGUAGUUGGUCGUGUAAUAGGGGAUGUGCUUGACCCUUUUAACAGAAGAUUAUCUUUAAGGGUCACCUAUGGUUCUAGGGAAGUUAGCAAUGGAUGUGAAUUUAAGCCUUCUGCAGUGGUUAACCAACCUAGGGUUGAGAUUGGGGGAAAUGAUCUAAGGACCUUUUAUACACUGAUCAUGGUUGACCCUGAUGCACCCAGCCCAAGUCACCCAACCUUAAGGGAAUAUUUGCAUUGGUUGGUAGUAGAUAUUCCUGCAACUACAGGGGCAUCUUUUGGGCAAGAAAUAAUGUGCUAUGAGAAACCACAGCCAACAGUUGGAAUUCAUAGAUAUGUUUUGAUGUUAUUCCAGCAACUUGGUAGGCAGACUGUAUAUGCUCCUGCUUGGCGUCAAAAUUUCAAUACUAGAGACUAUGCCGAGGUUUAUAAUCUCGGAUUGCCGGUCGCCGCCCUUUAUUUUAACUGUCAGAGAGAGAAUGGAUCCGGCGGACGAAGACAUGAAAUGAAUGUUCAUAGAUUCUGAGACUUGAACUGAAGAAAGAGAUGGAUUUCUAAUUUGAAGAUUUGAAAACUAAGAGAAAGAUGGAUGCCUUAGAUGUUACUCAUGUGUCUCAUUUCUUCAUCUUAUCUUUUUCCCUUGCUUGUAUCAUUUCACUAAAGCUAAUUAGCUACCAUUGGAAAACA